AUGUCGGCGCCCCCUCAUCCCAUCUCUCCACCGCCUGGUGCGACGUCCGCUUCGUCGGGCGUGAGGCGCCACCAUACCAUCACAGCGACCUCUCGGGCGCGUGCAGGAGGCAGAAGCACUAUCUCGGAGGAACCUCAGGACGACGAGGGGUGGAACAACGAUGAGGUCGUCGACCAGGACUGGGUUGGAGCCGUCGGUGUCGUUGGAGAACUCAAGGGAUCCUCUCUCCAUCGGCAAAGCUCACUCCCGACACGAUACAAUCCGAGUCGAGCGUAUGGCCAGGCCACCCGUCAGUCGGGCACUUUGACGCCCCGCACCUUGAACAGCCUUUCGGCCAUCGCUGGCCAGGAGGGCGAGGAGGACGACUGGGAAAGAGAUCUUAGAGGUUUGAGAAGUGAGGAAGAGUCCGUCGAUCCCGCACAACACCAGGGCAUCGACAGCAACUCCCAGACAUCCUCCGGCCCGUCACCCAUGUCUCCGCACUUUUCUGCCAUACCUUCACCCCCACCCGCAGCUUCGGCUGGCGUACGAAGGCACCAGAGCUUAACCUAUGGUGCGGCCACCGGUGGUCCCAGGAAGAUGGCAACGUCUGGCCUGAGGCGUGCAGGCACCCUCCAGACCUCCAUCAGAGCACCUGGCGAACAUCCUCAGAGCCCGAGCCCGACCAACGCGGAGGAGGAGGUUUACGUCGAGGGCUCCGUGGAGGAUGAGCCCUCGUAUUUUGCGGCUAACACGCAAGGUCAGUACGCGACUAGCCCUAUUGGCGGCCGCUCACCUUGGAGUACUCCAGGGACAGAAUGGCGUGCUCCCGGCACUUCGAGCUUGGCCAAUAGCACCAACAGCAACGCUGCUAUCGAUGACGUCCAGCGAGCCCUUUCAUCCCUAGACAUCAACAACCAAAACCAGCAAGCUUAUCCCUCCAAUGCAUUCCCUGGUGGCCAGUCUACGCACCCUCCGCGCUUCAAUCCCAACCAGCCACCUCCUCAGCAAAUGCCCGGGAUGCGCCCAUCGAACGGGUACGACCAUAAUGGCGCCUCUCGGGGUCCCGAUGGCCGCAAGCUCCAGCUCGUCACUGAUCUCAAUGCCGGUAACAACGUCGCGCAAGGUGGUUCCUCCGGUCCAGCUAGUGCUUCCGCCUACGUUCCACCCAUUGGCCACGGAGUCCCACCGCAGAACAACGUGCAGCAAUCUCGAGGCCCCAAUGACCGUGACGACCGGGCAUUCACCGCUUCCGGCGCGUGGGAUCAGAAGGAGCGGGUCCUGCAGGGCCGAACGUCCAACCCGAACCUGUAUGCCUACCAACAACAACAGCAGAACAAGAAUGUCCCGAAUGUACCGCCCAUUCCAAGCCAGUAUGUCAAUCAGGGUAUGGGUAUGAACUCAAGAGCGGGCCUCAUGAGUCCCGGGCAGGGCCAAGGUGCUCUACCAGGCGCGCAGGCUCCUGGGUUGAUUACAUCUCCUAUUGACGUACCCACUCUCAUUGCUACGAAAGGGUAUAACCCUACUAACUUUGAUAUUCGCCCCGUCAAUGCUCGCUAUUUCGUUAUCAAGUCUUACACCGAAGAUGACGUCCACAAAUCUCUCAAGUAUGAGAUUUGGAGCUCGACGGAUCCUGGAAACAAGAGGCUCGACAAGGCGUUCAAGGAGACGGCCGCGAGAGGCCCCAUCUAUCUCUUCUUCAGUGUGAACGCGAGCGGUCACUUUUGCGGCAUGGCCGAAAUGCUGACGCCGGUCGAUUACACUCGGAGCAGUACCGUGUGGGCAUCCGAUAAGUGGAAGGGUGUCUUCAAAGUGCGAUGGAUCUUUGUCCGCGACAUUCCAAACGCCAAUCUGCGCCACAUCAGGCUCAAUAACACGCAAGAGAGGAAGCCUGUGACCAACUCACGCGAUACCCAAGAACUCAUGGCAGACGCCGGCCAGGAGAUGCUGCGUAUCUUCCAUUCCCAUCCCGCCCGGACGUCUCUUCUCCAAGAUUUCGCCUUCUAUGAGGUCGAUAUUCCUUUUUUUAUCACGCUUUUCCUCCAAUCCAUGCAGAAGCUUCAACAGCCUCAGCAACAGACCCCCGGUUCCCCUCCGAUGUCGCAUCCAAGCUCGCCUUCCCCACCCCAGCAAAAUGCCUACGCCAUGAACAACCCGGGCGCGCUCGUCGGUGGCUACGGUCAGCAGCCCAUGCCGGGGAUGCAGCAGAUGGCGCCGAUGAUGCAGAUGGGGAUGGGUUCAGCGUUCGUGAACCCUCACGCGAUGCAGAGCGUGAUGAGAAACCCGAGUCCGGUGCCUAUGGGUGGGCCGGGCAUGGGCCUUGGUAUGUCGGGACAGCCUGGGUACGCAAACAUGGGUGGUGUACCUGGAUUCAACGCGUAA
Messenger RNA from Stereum hirsutum FP-91666 SS1, 2361 nucleotides. RefSeq names its product YTH-domain-containing protein. The record is from RefSeq and is a predicted model, not a curated record. Gene Ontology annotation, cellular component: cytoplasm. Lineage: Eukaryota; Fungi; Basidiomycota; Agaricomycetes; Russulales; Stereaceae. Gene Ontology annotation, molecular function: N6-methyladenosine-containing RNA reader activity; mRNA binding. Bases 1 to 2361 code for a protein of 786 amino acids. Gene Ontology annotation, biological process: mRNA destabilization. The transcript has 8 exons.